AGUUUCAAAGAAUUUUUUUUUGUUCUUCUAAAAUAGUUUCAGGAUAAAUAACUUGUAGCAGCUGGUCAUCAAAUUCACAUACACUCAUGGAAGGCUCACAUCACUAAGACUGGCUAUGAAUAAUACAUCGGCUCUCAAGGGAGGAUUGGGUUGGUCUGCUGCUCCUUCGCAGUGUUCUCCUGCCAUUCAACAAUAGCAAGCCAACUUUCAACUAUUGAAGAAAGAAGAAAGAUGAUUUAGAAUAACAGGAUUGCUCAUCUGUAUCGCAAGAUCCUUCAAGCAGCUCACUACUUGAUGUCCAGAGAUCCCAGGGUGGAGAUGAGGACACACAGUGAAGACAAUUAAUGAAAAUGAGAAGAUCUAUUGCUAUAAUUAAGAACAUCAAGAUCAGGAACAACUGAUAAAGGAGGUCAGGCUUCACACACAUGGACAAAGCCUAUUUCCUGGAAGACACAACUUCUAAGCAACAGGAGGAUUUGCCUUAUGAUGAGGGUUUCUCCCAAGUUAAGAUAUACCAUGGUUAUAAUCUUACCUCAAGAUAUGACAUCCUUGAUGUCUCAAAUCAAAUGAAUUUAACAGAAGAUGAAUCUCAAGAAAAGGCUACAUAUAGAGAGACUUGCCAAGAGGCAGAUAUGACCAUGACUUUGGAUAAAACGACUGAAAAUGCUGUCAGCAAAACAUGUGAUAAAGAGAAUCAAUGCACCAUAAAUCUUUCUAUUUCAGCUAAUCAGGAAGACACUUCAAAGUCAAACAUUUCUGAUAUUUUACUCCAUCACCUUUUCAAAGAAGAAUUCUCCAAAGAUCAAGGCAUUGAUUGUGAAACUCUCCCAGAGAUCUCUAAUAAUGACAGUUUUGAUGAAGCUAUUAUUAAAAAUAUUAUUGUGUGGCAUGUUAAGAAUUCUUGGCCAACAGAACAAUCCUCAGAACUUACUGACCAACUCAACUCCAAAAGCGAUGAUGAAAGUAGCAAUAAGCCCAGUUGUUCUCUGACCAUGACAGAGGAAAACACCUCCGAUUCAGAUGAGUUAGUAGCUGCUGGAGAAAACAACCAUGAGGAAAAUUCAAAUUUUCUAACUAAAAUCAAGUGUCUACAUGAUAAACAAAAAAGUUGCCUAUGGCAGACGCCUCAGGAACAGGCUGAAAAAGCAAGCUCUGGCAACAAGUUCAAAUACGGCCACAGUCAAGUUUAUUACUGGUUCUCUGAUUUCUCUAAGGUUGCUCCCAAAGUGAAAAUUCCUAAAAAUAACAUAAUUGACAAACCACUUAUAACAGAUCCACAAGCCAGCUUUUCUCCUAAAUUGAGAGAGAAGUCAGCUGUUGGGCAAGAUAUUUCAGAAAGCACAUCUAGAUCAAAUUAUGUUGAAAAACAAGAGCAGACGUGGGAAACUAUUGAACCUUCACAAUGGGUGGAGAUGGAGCCCACAGUACAUAUCCACCAAGAACAUCUCACAGGAAUAGAAUCCGAGCCGAAUCUCUCUAAGUUGCCAUCAACUUCUAAGGAAGACCCUUCCUUGAGUUCUUCUUACAUAUUUCAAAAGAUAUCCCAGGGGAAGGAGAUGUGUCAGAAGUUAAAAGAACAAACUGAUCAACUGAAGGCUAAAGUACAAGAAUUUUCCAAACGCAUAGCACAGGAUUCUCCCUAUCAUUUUCAACACAGAAGGCUGGUCCUGGAGAAAUUGCAGGGACACCUCGAACUGCUGGAGCAGGAGUUUCUGGCCAACAAGGAGAAGCACCUGACAUUGAAGGAACAAGUCCACAGGCACGAAUCCCGAGCUGUCAACGACUUUGAUCCAGAAAGAAAAGUAGAAGGUGAAAUCUUCAAGUUGGAGAUGCUACUUAAAGAUUUUAAAGAGAAAAUUAAUAAAAGCAGAUGUACUUCAGCUGUCUCUCUUCUCGUGAAUUCUCCAAUCAACCUGGAUGACUUGUCAUUCACAUCCUCUCCACUCUCAAAUGAGGAGGAGCCCAGCACCGCCUCGGGGAGGCAGGACCGUGCAGAGACGACCAGUGCAAGCUGUGCCUUCUGCCUCCGCCUACUUCAGUGGAAGCAAAAAACAGGGAAAAAAGAUCACAGAGGAACUGACUGUGGAAGGUUUCCUAUCGCCAUUCAAGACAAGGUGCUGCACCCAGACUCAGUUCUCGGUUCUGAUACAGGACACAGCUGCUGUUGUGCAUCUCGGAUUGGACUGCAGAGUAGUAAGUGUGAGAACUGUGGCACUAAGAUUCAUAACUCCCAGAGAGGCUGCAGUAAAGAAUCACCUAAAGAAUUUCAUUAUAGAUACAACACCCCAGGACAGAAUUUCUUUAACCAUAGAGAAAGAAGUGCCUUUGCUCGGCUCCACUAUUUAAAUGAAAAUAAUUCUUCACCUACUCAUUCAGAACCAAAAUGGAUCUGUUUCCAGAGAGCAAAUCCAAAAUCCUGUAAUGAUGGAUGUGAACCCAUACCAAGAAAGUCAGACCUUGCUACACUCUCACCCCAUUCCCACUCCUGCAGGAUUUCUGAAAACACAUCCUCCAGCAACUUUAGCAAGAACAAAGAAACGGAAUCUGAGAUUUUAAAUUCGUCUUUGGAUCAUGCCCUAAGGACAGCAACCAUUUUGAAACAAACUACUGAUCAAAUGAUUAGAACUAUUGCAGAAGAUCUUGCCAAAGUACAAAGAUGGAGGAAAAAGUUGAAAUACUAGUUUGAUUCAAGGCAACCAAGGAUUAAAAAAAAAUGCAGAGAAAACUUGGUCUUCCCUCCAAAGGUAUUUUACUUAUUAUACAACUUAUGAAGAUGACCUUCUAGAGAAAACACCAAAAUUGCAAGAAAUGGGGGACACAAUUUUUUUUUUAAAUGGACCUCUGAUUCUUAAAAAUCAAAGUCAACACAUAUUUGUUUAAAAAUAAAUGUUACUAACUUAUAAUAAAAGAAAUGAAAAUAGUAAAAUAUACUUUCCCUGUCAGUAUGGCAAAAACUAAAGUUUGAAAAACCCAGGCUGUGUCAGGGAAGAUGGGGGAGAUGAGUGCUCUCAUACACUGCUGGUAGAAGUACAUAUUAGUGCAACUCUGCUGAAAGGCAACUCGAUAAUUGCUACCAAAUUUUACAAAUUCUAGAAGUAUUUACCUUCUGAGCAGCAAUUCCAUUACUAGUAUUUUGCUUUGUAAGUCACUCAAACAAGAUGUCACAUAAUUUGUAUGAGGAUGGCUACUGAUGGGAAGGGCUCACAAAUGGAACACAUCUAAUACCCUCUGUGAUGAUUCAAAAACAAUGACAGUCGGGACUUCCCUGGUCAUCCAGUGGCUAAGACUCUGAGCUCCCCAAACAGGGGGCCUGGGUUCGAU
Molecule: messenger RNA, 3321 nt
Organism: Odocoileus virginianus texanus
Lineage: Eukaryota; Metazoa; Chordata; Mammalia; Artiodactyla; Cervidae
Source: RefSeq, a predicted model, not a curated record